This is a messenger RNA of Parasteatoda tepidariorum (common house spider), 3698 nucleotides long. The record is from RefSeq and is a predicted model, not a curated record. NCBI's taxonomy places the organism in Eukaryota, Metazoa, Arthropoda, Arachnida, Araneae, Theridiidae.
UGAGAGAGAAAAAUUAACAGAGUCACAAUCAGUUGAGCAACUGCAACUAAAGCAGUCAUGAACUGGUUAACUAGUUUUAGUUUGACUCUGCUAUUAGUCUAUGUACAGUACGAUCAUGUUGAAGCUAGAAGAGGUCAUCACGGUUCCGGUAGCAACUCUAAAAGUCCUUGGGCGAAUCCAGUUAAAGCGCAAGCUUUUAUGAAAUGUCUUAUCAAAAAAAUAAGUACAUCUCCGGUUUUCCCAGAACAAGAAAAAGAAGACAUGGAAGAAAUAGUAGAAACGAUGAUGUCAGCUUUCAGUAGCAUGAGCAGCUCAGGAGGAAGUAAUGCUGCAAAGAUGCAGGCAAUGAAUAUGGCCUUCGCAUCUUCUAUGGCAGAACUUGUCAUUGCUGAAGAUGCUGAUGAUCUUGACAGCAUCAAUGUAAAGACAGAAGCACUCGCAAAAGCUUUGCAACAAUGCUUCAAAUCUACUUUAGGAACUGUAAACAGACAUUUUAUAAUGGAAAUUAAAGAUCUAAUUGGCAUGUUUGCAAAAGAAGCGGCUGCGAAUGAUGAUGUUUCAGAAAAUGAAGUAGGAGGCGAUGAAUUUGAUUUAGGAAGCACAGGUGAUGAAACUCAACCUCCCAUAACAUUAACGAUUGGUGAUGAUAAAUUAUCUGGAACAUAUUCAGAAGCAGCGACUAUCCCAGGUACUUCAAAGUUGGACGUUGACUUAACUGGAGGUUAUCCAGCAGGAGCAGGCCCUGAUGCUUUUGGACCCUCUGCAACUGGGGGAAUAACUGCGAAACUCGCUGUACCACUCACAGGUUCACUUUCGAAGUCAAAUGUGUUUAGAGCUGCAUUCAAUACUAGAACCUCCAAAGGAAUUGCCAUCAAUCUUUCGAAAAAUCUCGCAGAUAUGAUUUCCGCCAAUUUCGGAUUGGAUGCCAGUACUGCAGCGAAGCUGAGAACUGCCAUCGUGAGUGCCGUAUCUAAAGUAAGAACGGGAUCUGACUCAAGAGAUUAUGCUCAAGCCAUUGGCAACGCAACAGCUGAUGUGUUAUCAUCCAGCGGCCAGAUAUCUUCCGACUCUGAUUUGAAUGCAAAGGCUCCAAAACUCGUUUCAGUUACCUUGCAAGGAGUAUCGUCUAAUGCUCUUAGAUAUGGAAUCGACCUGUCGGGCAUUAACGUUCAAGACGAUUUAUCAAACGCAUCUAGAGGUAUUGCAGUAUCAAUUCAAAGUGGUUCAUCUCCUGGCGGAGCUGGUCCUGAUUUUGGUUCACCGGAUAUGUCUUUCGAUGUUGACUUGAGUGGAGGUUAUCCAGGCGGAGCAGGGCCUGAUGCAUUCGGACGCUCCUCAACUGGUGGGUUAACUGCGAAACUCUCUGUACCACUCACAGGUUCUCUGUCGACAAAUGUGUUUAGAGCUGCUUUCAAUGCCAGAACCUCCAAGGGAGUUGCCAUCAACCUUUCGAAAAAUCUCGCAGAUACGAUUUCCGUCAAUUUUGGAUUGGAUGCCAGUACUGCAGCGAAGCUGAGAACUGCUAUCGUGAGUGCCGUAUCUAAAGUAAGAACUGGAUCUGACUCAAGAGAUUACGCUCAAGCCAUUGGUAACGCAACAGCUGAUGUGUUAUCAUCCAGCGGCCAGAUAUCUUCCGACUCUGAUUUGAACACAAAGGCUCCAAAACUCGUUUCAGUUACCUUGCAAGGAGUAUCGUCUAAUGCUCCUCGAUAUGGAAUCGACCUGUCAGGCAUUAACGUUCAAGACGAUUUAUCAAACGCAUCUAGAGGUAUUGUAGUAUCAAUUCAAAGUGGUCCAUCUCGUGGUGGAGCUGGCCCUGAUUCUGGUUCAGCGGAUUCUUCUCUCGAUAUUGACUUGGGUGGAGGCUAUCCAGGAGGAGCAGGCCCUGAUGCCUUCGGACCCUCUUCGACUGGUGGAUUAACUGCGAAACUCUCUGUACCACUCACAGGUUCUCUUUCGAAGUCAAAUGUGUUUAGAGCUGCUUUCAAUGCCAGAACCUCGAAGGGAGUUGCCAUCAAUCUUUCAAAAAAUCUCGCAGAUACAAUUUCUGCCAAUUUCGGAUUGGAUGCCAAUACUGCAGCGAAGCUGAGAACUGCUAUCGUGAGUGCCGUAUCUAAAGUAAGAACUGGAUCUGACUCAAGAGAUUACGCUCAAGCCAUUGGCAACGCAACAGCUGAUGUGUUAUCAUCCAGCGGCCAGAUAUCUUCCGACUCUGAUUUGAACGCAAAGGCUCCAAAACUCGUUUCAGUUACCUUGCAAGGAGUAUCGUCUAAUGCUCCUCGAUAUGGAAUUGACCUGUCAGGCAUUAACGUUCAAGACGAUUUAUCAAACGCAUCUAGAGGUAUUGUAGUAUCAAUUCAAAGUGGUCCAUCUCCUGGUGGAGCUGGCCCCGAUUCUGGUUCAGCGGAUAUGUCUCUCGAUAUUGACUUGGGUGGAGGUUAUCCAGGAGGAGCAGGCCCUGAUGCAUUCGGACCCUCUUCAACAGGAGGAUUAACUGCGAAACUCUCUGUACCGCUCACAGGUUCUCUUUCGAAGUCAAAUGUGUUUAGAGCUGCUUUCAAUGCCAGAAUAUCAAUCUUUCGAAAAAUCUCAGAUUACGCUCAAGCCAUUGGCAACGCAACAGCUGAUGUGUUAUCAUCCAGCGGCCAGAUAUCUUCCGACUCUGAUUUGAACGCAAAGGCUCCAAAACUCGUUUCAGUUACCUUGCAAGGAGUAUCGUCUAAUGCUCCUCGAUAUGGAAUUGACCUGUCAGGCAUUAACGUUCAAGACGAUUUAUCAAACGCAUCUAGAGGUAUUGUAGUAUCAAUUCAAAGUGGUCCAUCUCCUGGUGGAGCUGGCCCCGAUUCUGGUUCAGCGGAUAUGUCUCUCGAUAUUGACUUGGGUGGAGGCUAUCCAGGAGGAGCAGGCCCUGAUGCUUUCGGACCCUCUUCGACUGGUGGAUUAACUGCGAAACUCUCUGUUCCACUCACAGGAAGUCUUGCUAUACUCAUGAACUCAAAGGCUCCAAAACUCGUUUCACUUACCUUGCAAGGAGUAUCGUCUAAUGCUCCUCGAUAUGGAAUUGACCUGUCAGGCAUUAACGUUCAAGACGAUUUAUCAAACGCAUCUAGAGGUAUUGUAGUAUCAAUUUUAAGUGGUCCAUCUCCUAGUAGAGCUGGUUCCGAAUUUGGUUCUGCUCUAGGCUCCGAUAUGGGUUAUCCUGCUUUAGAUAAUGGCGUUUCUUUAGAUUUCGGUGUUCCAUCUAGCAAAGGCCCAACUGUUAGUUUACAAACUCCAUCAUUAUCAGUGAAAUCUUUAGCCGAUUCUCCUAUUGGCCUUAAGUCACCGGCAGCUGCGGCUCGAGUUAACAAAAUGGCUUCAUUAGUUGUGCAAUCAAUUGGACCUAAUGGUUUGGAAAUUAAUAAUUUGGUCAACGGUCUUAAAUCGAGUAUUUCUCAACUCACAAGCUCUGGGUUAUCUAGAAGUGAAGCAACGGUGGAAGCUCUUAUGGAAGCCAUGGUAGCUCUUAUGCAAGUCCUCAAAUCUGCUAAUAUCAACAUGGUUGAUACUUCGUCGACAUUAAACACUAGUAAUUCUGUUGCUGUUGCUUUAUCCACACUUUAAGGUCUAACUAUAUCUUACGAUAUGUUUUUUUAUUUUUAAUAGGAUUUCAUUCUUGUUAACAGCUAAUUAGAAAUAAAGAAAAGUUAUUCUCUUUA